Messenger RNA from Notodromas monacha, 1013 nucleotides. The record is from the annotation of a GenBank genome assembly. Lineage: Eukaryota; Metazoa; Arthropoda; Ostracoda; Podocopida; Cyprididae.
AUGACAGGCAUUACUCAGAGCAUGACAUCUGGAACGGAUCGGAAUUCACGCCGAUUUUGCCGACUUCCUGCCAGCAUAGAUGCUCUCAGACAUCUGCUCCUCACUCUCUGUGCAACUUUCAAAAUGUCACCGUCCAUGACGCAGAAGUUGUGGAUUCUUGUGGCUGUCAUGGCGGCUGCUAACGGUCGUUGUGUUGAGGAUUCAGGCACGUUUUCAUGCGGCAAUAUUUGUGACGAAGAUGUUGCUGACUCGGAAACGUUUGGUUGGGAAGUUGACUUUGUGGGUCGAACUCUUGACUUGGACUGUGUCCGAUUUUAUGGGUUGAAGAAGGUUAGGUUGCAGGCAGCUGUGCGAUGCGUCGGGCGUUGGGAUGUUGAUCUUCAACGCAUUCUGGAUCCGUCGGAUUUUUGUCAGCUUCUCCAAUUGACACACACUACCACCACAGAACCCGCUGCGUCGAAAACUUUCAAAGAACCUGUGGUGCCUAUUCUUCCUUCAACUACCAAGGAGACGCCAUCAGUUAUCAAGAAGACAAGUUUUUCGUCCUCGACGGUCAAGUUAACCUCGCCAAUUUUAACUUCCCUUCUGAAUAUUUCUGCACUUCCCACUGAUUCCAUAGUUCCCACUAACGUUACGUUGGUUUUUGGGAAUGGAAAAGCCCAUGUAGAGGCUGAAUUUUCAAGCACGCAAAUUGAAGAUUGGGUGUUUGCUGUUGUGGGUAGCUUGUGUGCUUCGGUAUUCCCGAUGUUUCAAGAAAUCUUGGAUCGGUUGGAGCAUCUCUGGAAUUUGGAGAGGGAAACCGAAACAGGACUGAAGAGCCCCACGUCGUUAUCGUCGAGUCACGUCGGGAGUGAAGCUCCAGAAGAGUGCGCGUAUAUUUUCUGUGAGCUUGACGUUGCGGCGCUAUUGAAUGAAACACGCGACUCUGAUUUCUACUCGGUAUGUGAGGAGGCAUAAACUGCUUUUAUAGUUUGAGAACAAGAAGAAUAUAGGCGAAUUUUGCCUUCAAAGAA